GGAAAGACGAAGCCGAAGAGACCACGGGCACGAUGGGGUCAGUACACGCACUUCAAUUUGGGGAACGAACACUUCCAGAGCAAAGGCAAGGUGUCGAAGCGGGAUGGCAGACUUAAUAUUUCGGUCAACGAGACGAAAGAUACGGGAUGCAUCGCCAAAGCUUUGGGACACACGGUCAAGCACCACCUGGAUAUUCCAGGACGCAGCAAAGCCAAAAUACGACGGCAUAACGCCGAUCAUCCUGUUGCAGACGUCGACGCAGACGCUGCGUCCGUUGCUUCUUCCUUGCACACGACCGCGACUCGCCCUCGGCUGAAUAUUGUCAUCAUGAUCAUUGGCAGUCGUGGAGACAUUCAGCCGUUCCUCGAGAUCGGCCAGAUCCUGAGCAGAGACUAUGGACACCGCGUACGCUUCGCUACACAUCCGAAUUUCCGAGAAUUUGUGCAGAAAGAAACGGAUCUGGAGUUCUUCUCGAUCGGAGGCGAUCCUAGCGAACUGAUGGCGUUCAUGGUCAAGAAUCCAGGUCUCAUACCGAACUUGCAGACAAUUCGUGAAGGCGAAAUCCAACGAAGAAGGACGGCGAUGGGAGAAAUGUUUGAGGGUAUGUGGCGGAGUUGUACGAAUGUCACGGAUGACGAGAGAGACGCGAUGAAUCUCAAGAUGAUGGGUGAUAAGCAUCCGUUCAUUGCGGAUGCAAUUAUUGCCAAUCCGCCUUCGAUGGCACACGUCCACAUCGCCGAACGCCUUGGUAUCCCCCUUCACAUCAUGUUCACCUUCCCCUACUCCCCGACCAUGGCCUUCCCGCAUCCACUCGCCAACAUCAAAAAGGGCAAAUCCAAUGUCGACGCCAACUACGUCAACUUCAUGUCCUAUCCUCUGGUCGAAAUGAUGACCUGGCAAGGCCUCGGCGACAUUGUCAAUCGCUUCCGCGUCCGCACAUUAGGUCUUGAGCCCGUCUCCUCCCUCUGGGCGCCCGGUGCGCUGUACCGCAUGCAAGUGCCGUACACGUACAUGUGGUCGCCGUCGCUGUGUCCCAAACCGGCGGACUGGGGUCCGGAAAUUGAUAUCGCCGGGUUCGUAUUUAUGGAUCUAGCGAAGGAUUUUAAACCGCCGGACGAUCUUGCGAAGUUCUUGGAGGCUGGCGAGGAGCCGGUGUAUAUUGGUUUCGGCUCGAUCGUCGUGGACGACCCGAAUGCAUUUACGGAGAUGAUCUUCAAGGCGACGAAAAUGGCGGGUGUGCGGGCGUUGGUGAAUAAAGGCUGGGGAGGCCUGGGUCAGUCGAACGAGGACACGCCGGAGAACAUUUUCAUGUUGGAUAAUACGCCGCACGACUGGUUGUUCCCGCGCGUGAAAGCGGUCGUGCAUCACGGCGGAGCAGGCACCACGGCGAUUGGCCUGAAGUGUGCGAAACCGACAAUGAUCGUGCCGUUCUUUGGCGAUCAGCCAUUUUGGGGCGCGAGAGUCGCGGAAGCGAAAGCUGGUGCGCACGAGUGUAUACCAUGGAAGAACCUGACGGCGGAGAAGUUGGCGGAGGGCAUCAAGCAGUGUCUGACCGAGGAAGCGCAGCAGAACGUGCAGAAAUUGGCGGAUGGGAUGAAAGAGGAAGGCAGCGGAGCGCACAACGCCGUCAAGUCCUUCCAUCGCAGUCUGCCGUUGGCGGGAUGGCAUAAUAUGCGGUGUUCCAUCCUCGACGACCGAGUCGCGGUGUGGGAACUCAAAGGCUCCUCGAUGAGGCUUUCGGCUCUAGCGGCGGAGAUCUUGAUCGAAAAGGGCAGGGUCGAGUCGAAGGACUUGAGGUUGUUGAGGCAUAUGGCUUGGAAUGAUUUUGAUGGGCCAGGGGAGCCGCUUAGUGGCGUGGGAGGUGCGGUUAUGAAUUCGUUGACGGGGAUUGGGAGUGGAGUUGGGAUGGUCCCUGUGAGGGAGGGGAAGAGGGCUGAUAAGGCGGAGGAGCGGGAGGAGAAGAAGGGCGAGGAGAAGAAGGAUAUCGAGGAUAAGAAACAGGAUGAGAGUAAACAGGACGAUAAGAAACAGGACGACAAGGAACAGGACGACAAGGAACAGGACCAACGGCCGGGCAACGAUCGCACGCAAACCGAGCAAACCACGGGCUCCGCCCUCUCCGCCGACCCAGCCGAGCCUCUCGCACAGGAAGUCGCCGGAGACUUCCGCACUGGAAUCAUAAGUUCUGGAGCCGCCCUCCUCACCAUGCCCUUAAACAUCCACGUCGCUGUAGCUCAAGGUUUCCACAACGCUCCUCGACUCUGGGGCGACUCGACCGUUCGCAAACCUGUGCGAAUCACAGGCUUCAAAUCCGGCGUGGUUGCGGCGCGUAAAGAGCUCACCUACGGCAUUUACGAUGCAUGGACUGGUGUGGUCAUGCAACCUGUUCACGGCUGGAAAGAUGGCGACACGGCAACAGCGAAAUUCUCCGGAGCUGGAACGGGAGUCGGCAAGGGCCUCGGUGGUUUCGUGUUGAAGAAUAUCGCAGCCGUCAUCGCUCCACCGGCGUACAUUGGCAAAGGCGUGGUCGUCUAUCUCCAAAAGCGCAACGAAAAUGACGGCCCAGGAAGCAAAUCUUGGAUCCGCCGCGCUCAUCUCACGCAGGGUUCUCGGGAUGUUUACCGACUCCGGAAUCAA
Molecule: messenger RNA, 2637 nt
Organism: Zymoseptoria tritici IPO323
Lineage: Eukaryota; Fungi; Ascomycota; Dothideomycetes; Mycosphaerellales; Mycosphaerellaceae
Exons: 3
Biological process (GO): carbohydrate metabolic process
Molecular function (GO): UDP-glycosyltransferase activity; hexosyltransferase activity
Source: RefSeq, a predicted model, not a curated record